Annulohypoxylon maeteangense is the source of this 1087-nucleotide messenger RNA. Its product is annotated as histone acetylation protein 2. Gene Ontology annotation, biological process: tRNA wobble uridine modification. Gene Ontology annotation, cellular component: elongator holoenzyme complex; cytosol; nucleus. The record is from RefSeq and is a predicted model, not a curated record. Gene Ontology annotation, molecular function: tRNA binding. The coding region runs from base 1 to 1059 and encodes 352 amino acids. The transcript has 2 exons. NCBI's taxonomy places the organism in Eukaryota, Fungi, Ascomycota, Sordariomycetes, Xylariales, Hypoxylaceae.
AUGUCGUCAUCGGCUCAGUCGCAUGCCAGAUCGCAUGCCCUUCUCUUACUGCAGAAACUGCUCAAUCUGCGAGAUAGCGCCAGCCCGCUAACUCUGGUCCUCGACACCCUAGAGCAGAGCGCUAAGCCUCUGAUCGGCGAGUUCCUGAGCAGAGCCAAGGCCACCAAAAGCAAAACCCUCUUCCUCUCCCUCAGCACCCUCAAAAAGCCGCCCAACGUCGACAUCUUCAUCAAAGCGCGCUGCAAAUCCCCAGACUCGCUCCGCAGCGAAAUAACCUCGCACUUCCCCCCGGGGACGCCGGGCCACGCGCACAAAGUGCUCAUCGUAAUCGACGCGCUGAACCCUCUCGCGCAAGCGCUGUCAUCUAACCUAUCCCUCUUCCUCUCCAGCCUCAUCACGCCCCUCGUCUCCCUCGUCGGCGUCUACCACGCCGACGUCCCGCUUGUGUUCUCCCCGGGCUGGAAUGAGUAUGAGCCGCACCCCCUGACGACGCUUACGCACUUAGCCACGGCGGUUCUCCGUGUCGGGUCGCUGUACCAGGCCGCUGAGCGGCGGCGCGCCGAGAAUAGGAGUUUGCCGGCGCCGGAGUGGGGGUUAGCGGAGGGGCGGGAGGGGGUGCUGAUCGGGCUAGGGGGAGGGAAAGGUGGUGGAAGUGGAGACGGGGACGGGUUCGUGCUCGAGAUGGAGAUGCGGCGGCGGAGCGGGCGUUCCGUGGCCGAGAAGUUUGUUUUAGUACCGCGGGCGGUGCAGGUACAAGUACGGAACGCAGGUGCGGAUGGGAAGGGGAAGAUCGAGGCGUCGAGGCUGUAUCUCCUAUCGGACCAUCCCGCGUUUCGGGACCCGGGGGAUGGUGAACAGGGGGGUGUGGCGGGUGAGGGAGAUGGGGAGAUGGAGACUACGUUUAACCUUGGGCUGACGGAGAAGCAGAGGAGGGAUAGGGAGGGUAUUGUGUUGCCGUAUUUUGACGCGCAGAAGGAUAUAGGGGCGGGCGAGGGGGGAAGGAUUUUAUAUGAGAUGGGGCGGGAGGAUGAUUUCGAUGAUGAGGAAGACGAAAUAUAAAACCUAAUAUACCAACGCCUUCUCGCGG